Molecule: messenger RNA, 2061 nt
Organism: Carassius auratus (goldfish)
Lineage: Eukaryota; Metazoa; Chordata; Actinopteri; Cypriniformes; Cyprinidae
Product: G protein-regulated inducer of neurite outgrowth 1-like
Exons: 2
Coding region: 223-2061 (612 amino acids)
Biological process (GO): neuron projection development
Cellular component (GO): plasma membrane
Source: RefSeq, a predicted model, not a curated record
UGAGAUGCACAUCAAAAUAAAUCAAUACGUGACCUGUAUUCCGCGCGCGCGUCAUCCUCUGCUCGCGCGUCUGAUGCAGAGCCGAGCGUCGUCAUUUAUUCAAGCAUGAGAGGGAAAAAACAGCUCAGUUUCACAUCGUCCUGCCAAUUUCUGGGUCGAUUUGGAAGGCUUUAAAACUACAACUGGCUCCCAUUGUCAUCUCCAUCAACUAUAAUCAGUUUUAUGGAAUCCCGACCUGCUUUCCUUCAUCCUCCUGGAAAUAAUGAGCCCAAGGCAUGCAGGGAGUCCAAGCCCUCAAGCCAACACAGAAAGAGAAACCUCUCUCCUGGAACCAGGACAAGACUUGGAGACUCUCAUGGCAUUGAUGUAAAAGCUAAAGAACCGGAGAGAUCCACCUCAAGGGAAUCCACCGGCCAUAUAAAAACACUAAAACACACUGCAUUAGCCACCGUAGCCAUUCCAGCCGCACAUGCAUCGAAAAUACCCACCAUGCACUCAACGACAACCAAUCAGGUCACUGAGGGAAUAGCUAACACACUUGCUACGACUAAACCAGGAUUAAAACCGCCAACCAAAAUAGUUUCACCUGAAGUGGAGGUCUUAAGUUUAUCCGACCAAACUGGACCCACUGGGCCAAAACUGAGCCAUGAGAAAAAGCUGCAAGCGAGUGCGAAAACAUUUCUUAAAAGCAUGCAAAAAACUGCCUCAGCAUCUCAUAUCAUGGGCUCCACAGACUCCCAGCAAAAGAUGCUUAAACCGCCCCAGCAUGCAUCUCUCAAAGUGGACAUAACCGAGCGGAAUAGAGGACUUACAGGCAAAGAAGGACUGCUGUUGCGUUCUCCGAAAGAUAAAAUGAUUGACACAUUAGUGGAGAGCAAACUGCAACUGGGGACGGAAACGGCAAUGGGGGAGCGUCCUCGGGGACGAGAGAUAAAGAAAGGGAAUGAGAGAGGAGGAGAGGAAAGAGAGGAUGCUGUCCUUCAGGGACACGGUCUUAGAGGAAGUGAUGUCAUCAGGAUUAACUCCAAAGGGUGGGAAGAAACGUUGUCUCCGUCGUCACACCGAGCAACAAACCCCUCUAUCAAACAGCUAAGAGCGCAAGAAGAUAAGACUGACGCAUAUGUCACGACCCAAGAGAGACACGCAGGAAAGAGUCAGAGUCUGUGGGAGAAGAAGGGAAGGGAGGAAGCAGAGAGAGAGGAGAGGAAGAGCGAAGCUGAUACAAUGGCGACUGAGGUCAGGAAGGAUGCUAUAAUGAAUGAAAAGGACUUGAAGGAUGCGGGGACAAUGACAGCUGAAGGUUUCCCAGGCGCUGAAACGAAGGAUGUGGCACUGCAGGCGGAUCUGCAAGCGGUGUACGUUGACGUCGAGGUCCAGGCGGAUGUGGAGGUCUACAGCAGAUCCACAGACACAAGUCCAGUCCACGGUUCUCAACCCCACCAGUUUAACCCUGAGACUGACCUCAAUCCUAAAGUUGGCCUGCACAAUGAGCUCAACCCCGACAGGAGCUCAGACUCUGAUUGGCUGCCACUGGACCCCAAAUCAACAGGAGCCAAGUCUAGAUUUCUAGGUCCACUUCCUUUCAAGUCCUCCAAUAGCCAGAAAUCUCUUCAACACAUCUGUCAAAUAGAGAUUGAGCUUCGUAGCCAGUCUCCUCUAACUCUUGGUUCGGUUCCUCCUCAAGUAACCAUCAGUGAAUUUGACACAACCUGUCAAGUCUCGCCUGGGAUGUCGGAGGACUCUGGGAGAACAGCAGAGGUGGAAGGAGAAAAGGAGGAGAGCGGUGCACCUCAGGAGAUCAUUUGGGAUGAGCAGGGAAUGACGUGGGAAGUCUACGGAGCGUCAUUGGACAUGGAGUCCCUGGGAUUUGCCAUCCAGAACCACCUGCAGAGCAAGAUCCGUGAACACGAGCGGCGUAUCGGCACGCUCCGGAAGUCCAUAUGCCUCUCCGAACAAUCGUUCGGAAAGGACAGGACGGGAAAGAGAAAGAGGAGCAUCUUCAGAUCGCUGUUUGGCGGAUCAAAGUGCUGCUCGAAACCCAAACAGGAAGUGGAAAACUGA